GGAAGGAGGUGUGCGAAGCAAAACAAUAAAGGUUCAAUUGCCAUUGAGUUCCUCAGUAAUGGCUCAAAAUAGAUCGAUCGCCACUUGAUUCUCUUCCCCGGGUUAUUGACGGAAUCUACAGCAACUGGAAAAGAAAGAGAUCUAAUUGACGGAACUCGGGAAACGCUGUUGCCGCCGCCGAAGCAAGAUAUCAGAUACGUAUCCUCCAGCUCUCUCAUCCGCAGUCCAAUUUCUUGUCGUACACUGCUUGGUGUUUUUGUUGUCGUCACCAGAUUCACACACACAAAAAAAUCAACCUAAAGUGCAAUAAUAGGAGGCCAAAGCUUUGCCAUGGGUGUCAUUUUUUUGCCUGCCCUUGUGUAGCGUAAUUGGAUUUUCAUCCAAGAUUUUUUUUGCAUCCAGCGUCCAGUCCAUCCUCUCCAUGUACUGCCCCAUGCCAUCCACCGUGAGGGUUAGCCGAUUCAGGGUGUCGGCUAUGGACUGCAAUGAGGCCCGAGCGGGAGUGGGGGCAGGGGCACGGGCACGACUCGGUCCGGCGCCGUCUCGGUUUCCGGACUUCUUCUUGAAGAUGUUGUCGACGAUGACCCAAAGCUUCGUCAUCUUCGUGCUUGGCCCGGCGAUGUGGAUGUCGGCGGAGACGAUGAGGUCCAUGACGAGGAAAGCGUAUGGCAACUCCGCUCGUGGAGAAUGGAAGCGCAAUCCGUCAUGUGAAUCAUGACGUAUUUCGCCCAAUUGAUGGAGGCGCCGUGCAUGAUCGCAUGAAUCGCCUUCAAGUCGUCGUUGAAGAGCGAGGUGUGGCUGCCAUCCUGGGGGCAGAAGAUCCGGGUGAGGAUGUAGAGGAGGAGGCGCUUCUCCGGUGGGGCCGAGUGAAUCGUCGGUACGCCGCUGUGACGGAUCAAGUUGGUGAUCCCGAGCUCACGGAUGACGGCGGCCUCGUUGUUGAGGAUUCAAUCGUCGCCACCAUACGACGCGAUGUCGUCACCUCAGAUGGGCAGCUCUGUGACCCGAGCAAAGGUAGCCAAAUCAAUCUCCAUGUCGUAGAGAUUGAUGCUACUGCGGAUGGUGUCCCCGUCCCGGCGGAGAUUGGAGUAGAAGGCCCGAACAUAGGCGGGAUUGAAGGAGUUCCUUCCAGUUUUUUCGAGUUCUUCUAGUUUCUUCCAGUUUUUUCAGUUUCUUUCAGUUCCUUCCAAUUUUUUCCAGUUUCUUCCAACAUCCAGUUAACAGGCCCUAAGAAAAGACAUAUCUUUAA
Messenger RNA from Cuscuta campestris, 1249 nucleotides. The record is from the annotation of a GenBank genome assembly. NCBI's taxonomy places the organism in Eukaryota, Viridiplantae, Streptophyta, Magnoliopsida, Solanales, Convolvulaceae.